Molecule: messenger RNA, 657 nt
Organism: Drosophila navojoa
Lineage: Eukaryota; Metazoa; Arthropoda; Insecta; Diptera; Drosophilidae
Gene: Taf10b
Product: TBP-associated factor 10b
Biological process (GO): transcription initiation at RNA polymerase II promoter
Cellular component (GO): nucleus; SAGA complex; transcription factor TFIID complex
Molecular function (GO): RNA polymerase II general transcription initiation factor activity; promoter-specific chromatin binding
Source: RefSeq, a predicted model, not a curated record
UAAUCGGUCACACUUCAUAAAAUAAUAUUUGCAAAGAAAGUUUACUAUGGUCGGAUCAAAUUUUGGCAUUAUCUAUCAUCCGAGUGCUGGUGGCGGCUCAUCUGGUCAAACCAACACUGGCAGCGGCACAGCUUCUGGAGCCAGCGGUGGUAAUAAUUUCAAUGCGGGCGGCGAUCGUUCUGCACCAGCAUCGCAUCUAAGCGAUUUUAUGUUGCAACUAGAGGACUACACACCUCUGCUGCCUGAUGCUGUCACUUCGCAUUAUCUGAAUAUGGGCGGCUUUCAUGCUGAUGACAAGCGCAUUGUUCGACUGAUCUCUAUAGCAACUCAGAAAUACAUGUCGGACAUCAUUGAUGAUGCACUGCAGCAUUCGAAGGCGCGCACACACAUGCAAAACUCAAAUGCACCCGGUGGAUCAAAGGCUAAGGAUCGCAAAUUUACCUUAACCAUGGAAGACCUGCAGCCAGCUCUAGCUGACUACGGCAUUAAUGUGCGAAAAAUGGACUAUAGUCAGUAAGCAAUUCGGCAAUUUACAUAUUAAGUUAUUUUAUUUAAGUUACAUUUCUCAAAUAAAAGGAAAACUUCCAAGAUUGCGCUCUUGUGAUCGAGCUCCAAAUAAACAUUGACAAAAAUUCGUUUGAUGUCACAGAACUUAAA